Helobdella robusta is the source of this 303-nucleotide messenger RNA. RefSeq lists its product as hypothetical. The transcript is spliced from 2 exons. NCBI's taxonomy places the organism in Eukaryota, Metazoa, Annelida, Clitellata, Rhynchobdellida, Glossiphoniidae. The coding region runs from base 1 to 303 and encodes 100 amino acids. The record is from RefSeq and is a predicted model, not a curated record.
AUGUCCAAGCAGAAAUGUCAAAAAAUGCUUAAAAAAGAAUUAGAAUGUUCCGAUCACAAAAUGAAUGUUAUUAAAGAGUUGAACAAAGACAUAUGCAACCUGUUGGCCGAAAAAGAGAAAAAAGAGGAAGAGAUAAGGAACAUGGAAUUCGGAGAUGAUGACAACGACAUCAAUAACAUAAGACUUGAAAUCGCUAAACUAAAAACAGAUUAUAAAUUAAACCAUGGUAAGAAGAAGAAAAAGAAAUGCUUAAAAGACGGCGAAGUUUGUGAAAUCGGUGAUGCCUCCUCAGAUGACAAUUAA